UGUUGGGUCCAUAAAAUGAAAUAAAACUUAAGCAGGAUAUACAAAACCCAUUGUCUAUAUUAGAUAGAUUCAUUACACUCAGCGGUCACAAAAUGUUCACAGAAUACUAGACUGGUGGUCCUCGGGAUUUUUUUGUUAAAGGAAAACUGGAAAUACAUCUCCGUAUAGAGAUUUCAACCCAUAGAGAAUCUAAAUCAAAAUUGUGUAGCCUUUGUAAUGGCAGUUGGAGGUGCAGCUCAUUUCGAUGUGAAUGAAAUAGAGAACCUCGUGUUCGGAGGAGGCGGAGCAAAGGGUGUGGCUUAUGGGGGAGUCAUUGAGGUUCUAGAAGAGCUUAAGAUAUUACAAAAUGUAAAGAGAUUUGCAGGAACUAGCGUCGGAUCCAUUGUCGCUGCCCUUCUAGCGAUGGAGUGUACAGUGGCAGACACCAAGAAGUACCUGGAAAUCAAUUUUGACUAUUUACUGAAAGAUUGUUGCUGUGGAUUGUGUAGCUGUACUGAAGGUUGCUGUUGUACCUGUGCCUCUUGUUGCUCCUGUUGCCGAGAUUGUAUGGGUCGCAUUAGCUCCUGCUUUCUGACAUGCUGUGGUAUGUGCAACCUCCUAUGUGGCUUCUGUUCCUGCAAUGACUCUUCCUUUGGAAUGUACACAGGGGCGAAGUUCAAAACAUGGCUCAGAGAGAGAUUUGAAGAGUUGGGCUUUCCAAGAACAGUAACGUUUAAGGAGUUGUAUGAGAAGAACAGUAAGGAACUGUGUAUAGUUGUGACCAACAUCAGUACACAGAUGGAGGAAUAUUGUCACGUCAAGACUACACCGGACCUGGAGAUCGUACAGGCUGUCCGAAUGUCCAUGUCCAUCCCAGUGGUUUUUGAAGACGUUCGAUUGAUGAAUAAUACCGGUAGAGAAGCAGUGUAUGUGGAUGGGGGAGUAUUGUGUAAUUACCCAAUAUUCUGUUUUGAUGGGUGGUGGCUGUCAAUGAACCCAGAGCAUUCUUUCUUUAGAAAACUAACGAAUGUUGAGAAGAUGCCCGAGAUAUAUGAAGAGAGAUUUCAAGUAGAAAAUCAAGAUCUGUUAAAAACACUCGGGUUUGUUUUGUUUGGCGACAAAGAAAGUGAACUCUUUCGAAGACAGUUCAGAGGAAAAGUUGGUGUUAAUAAGUUCACCAUAACAGAACAACCGAAGACUACUGGUGUUCCAGAGGAAGAGGAAGUAGAUGAACUAUUCCGAACUAUGGAGACCAAGCUUAAAAAAAAAUUUGUGUCCUUGCACACAUCUGAAAUUGACAACACAGAGAAGUUAACCGCAUUCCUGGAGUUUGUUCAAGCCAAGGAUGAAGAAGGAAAAUUGGAAAAAUCAGAUUUCAUUUCUGAACUCGAAAAGUUUGGACGAAAUCAGAGAGACGUUUACAUGGCUUUAUUUGGAGACAGAAGCCCGCCACAAGUAUGGACUUACUUAACUCAUGGGACUAGUGACAAGUUGGAAUAUUCGGAUAUUAGUCGAUUCAUCACUACGACAACCGGAUACAGCAUAAAUCAAUGGUACAGUGGCUUUUCUUACAAUCCAUGUGGUUCAGGGACAGAAUUCCUCGGCUCCUUAACCAGUACAAUGAUCAAUAAUUCCAGCAGAAUCCAUGUAAAGGAAAAGGACAUCCCGAGGACGGUCGGAAUAAACACAAAAUACAUCACGGCUCUCGACUUCGACAUGGAGGAAGACGACAAAACUUUAUUGAUAAAAUGUGGAAGAAAUGCUGUGACGGAAUAUUUUAAUACAUAUCAUUAUAAUUCUGCACAGGAAUCUGGAUAGAGUUGACUGCACAUGGAUAUGAACUUUCUAUUAUAGGAUUAAACAUUCUUCUUGAAGAAUCUAUCAUCUAAAUAUAAACUGUGGACAUUUUACUCACAAACUGAAUAUGUUAAGUUUGUGAGUAAAAUGUCAAAUUCACACAGCGAGAAAUUCUUCAAAAAGAAAUUUUGAUUCUUAUAAUUCCAAUUAAUUUCCUGUAUUAUCAAUUUCAAAAUUUUGGAUUCUUUCCACGCUCUACGCUCUUUGUUUUCAGGCACGCUUGUAUACAUAGCGUGUUUGGAUUUAUUGAUGUGUAAAUUCUCAAUUAGAUUUAUUUUUGUCCAACCAAAAACAAUUAUGAUAAAUAACAUUGGUAUUAUUACAAUGUAAAAAUUAUCAUGGAAUAUUAGACAAGUUUUAGACAAGUUUACACGUAUAAUUCAGUUGUAACGUUUAUUUUAUUUGUGUUGAUGAAUUACUAACAUUCUUUUCUUUCUAAUUAGAACAUCUAUGAAACGAUAUUCUUUGUUUGAAAUGACUUAUUUUGCACUGCUCAAGUUCAGCGGUUUCCUUAAAAAUUACAUAAUAUACGUGUAUUAUACACAUAUACAAACACACGCCAAUAUUCAACUACAUUUCUAAUGUAAAUUAUCCUGAUAUACAUGUAUAGCCUUUGGCAUAGGUGAGCUAAAAGAAAAGGACUGUUCGUCAUCUAUGACACAGAUUCGUAUUUCAUGAAUAAUCACAUAAUUUCAAUGCGAAAUGUCCUAAAAUGCAUUUUUUUUAAAAACUGAUAUUUUAAGAAUUAUGAACAUUUUGACUGUCAAUAUUCAUUUUCAUUUAUAUUUCCCAACUAACUAUUUGUAGCGGCGUAAUGUUAACGUUACAAAAAUAAUUUUCAGAAUAACCGAUAAUAAGCUCCGUGUUUUUGUCCCAAAUGGUGUUUACUCCAAAAGGAGUACCAACUUUGUGCUUGAGCAUGUCUAAUAAAGGUGUUUUUCAUUAAAUAUCAAAUACAGCA
Molecule: messenger RNA, 2797 nt
Organism: Ostrea edulis (European flat oyster)
Lineage: Eukaryota; Metazoa; Mollusca; Bivalvia; Ostreida; Ostreidae
Exons: 15
Coding region: 217-1797 (526 amino acids)
Biological process (GO): lipid metabolic process
Source: RefSeq, a predicted model, not a curated record